This is a messenger RNA of Aspergillus glaucus CBS 516.65, 750 nucleotides long. RefSeq lists its product as uncharacterized. NCBI's taxonomy places the organism in Eukaryota, Fungi, Ascomycota, Eurotiomycetes, Eurotiales, Aspergillaceae. The transcript has a single exon. The record is from RefSeq and is a predicted model, not a curated record. Bases 140 to 685 code for a protein of 181 amino acids.
ACGGUGGAGCUCACUCUAGAUCUGCAUUGGAGUAAUGGUACACGUAUGUAGUCGCAACACUCAUAUAUAAUAUGUAUAUAUUUUAUCCUCCAGCCGAAUUUCAUCAAUCACACAAGCUCAAUUCCGAUCCACAAGCACAAUGUCCGAAUUCAAUCCUACCUGGCAACAACCCAGCCACCCGGAUCGCCUGCAAGUCCUCAAAGGCGACCAACCCUUUCAAUCCUCCGCCCGCUCCCUCAUCGCUCUCCCCGCAGGAGCCCUCUUCGCCAAAAUCACCACCGCCACGCGCGCCCCCCAAACCACCUACACCUCCGUCGCUGACGGCCCCGACUCCCGCAUCGAACUCAACUCCGACCUGGUCUACUGCAACCACUCGUGCCAACCCACCCUGGUCUUCGACAUGACUCGCUUCGAGGUCCGCGUGGCUGACGACCGGCCGCUUGCCGUCGGCGACGAACUUACUUUCUUCUACCCCAGCACCGAGUGGACGAUGGUGCAGGCCUUCCAGUGCCAGUGCGGGGCGGGUGACCAGUGCUUGGGCAUGAUCUCGGGAUCGCGCGAUAUCGAGCCAGCCUUGCUUCAGGGGUAUUGGCUGAAUGAGCAUGUGGGGAGGUUGUUCGGUGAAAAGGUACAGCUGGAGAAGAAUGCGCCAUUAGGCCGAGACUCGCAGCCGGCAUUAGUGUAGAAGUUGUGGGUCGAGAAUAUGAUCUGUUGAAAUUGUCACUGUGAACACUCUGUAUUGAGAAUAGA